This is a messenger RNA of Protopolystoma xenopodis, 273 nucleotides long. The record is from the annotation of a GenBank genome assembly. Lineage: Eukaryota; Metazoa; Platyhelminthes; Monogenea; Polystomatidea; Polystomatidae.
AUGCGAACCUUCAAUUCGUGUCGCGAGGCCCGCUCCGUCAUUGAGCAGAUCGCGCUAUCUUUGGCCGCGGCGGAGUCAGCUCUUCACUUCGAACACCGCGAUCUUCAUUGGCACAAUGUGCUCGUGCGACCCACGCGUCAAUCAAAGCUGCGCUACCGCAUAGGGAAUAUCAGUUAUGCUGUGCAGACAGAGGGCAUCCAUGUCACCAUCAUUGACUUCACUGUAUCUCGACUUUGUCACGGUGAGCUAAAUCGGCACUGGUUGUUUAUGUGA